UGAUAUUUAUAUCACUCUAAACCUCUUAUUUAUCCCUAUAUUUAACCUUUAUUUUGUAUUUUACCCUCUUUUAUUUGUUUGUUUUGCUUAUUUUUUUUUUUGUUUUACUAGUUCUUUUUAGAUAUGUCUUUGUUUUACUUUUCAAGUUACUUUUUACAUUAUUUUCUUGGUUCUUUAUAGGUCCAAUUGAAAUAUACUUUUAAUUUCAUCUAUAAAAGCCAAAGCAAUGCACAAAUGUGGAGUAAACCAUGCAUGAAUGAUAAAAGGAAGGAGGCAAAUGAAAGUUGAAGAAGCAAGAUUCACAAGAUGGUCCACUUUGAACGACCAUAUCUUCCAUACUAACAAAUUAUUUUUCAGUGAUUCAAAUUGGAGAGUAAAAUUUGGCUCGUUAUCUUUCCAACGAUAGGUCACAUGCUUGAUUUGCAUUAAAAACGAGAAAGUUAUGGUCAUUUGAAGUUGAGUUGUUUGUGUAGUUUUCUUAGGAGCGCCCGCUCCCUUUUUCAAGGAGCGCCCGCUCCUUAUUUUUGGAGCUCCCGCUCCCAGGUCGCUCUUUGGUCGCUCCAACUUUCUGUUUUCCCCAGUUACCAUAGGAGCGCCCGCUCCUAUUUAUAAAGGAGCGCCCGCUCCUUUCAAAUUUCCGGACAGCUCUGUUUUUUUCGCAACUCUUUAAUGAUGUAAUAAUUGGACCUAUAAAUAGGAAUCAUCCCUAUUCAUGAAGGGGGACCUAAUUUUGAAGGGGGAUUAGCCUCCAUUAGUCUUAGAUUAGGAUUUUAAGUGAGAGAAAUCUCAAAACCUAGAGAGAGAAAAGGGAGAAAACUCAAAGAGAGGUUGAAGAUUGUAGAUUCAAGGGUGACACUUGUAUUGGAACUUUCAAUUAUUCAUCAAUGAGCAUUUCUUACUCUAUCUCCUCUUUUAUUGUUUUAUUUUAAUUGUUUUUCUUAGAUUAGUUGUUCAUGAUAAGUUUAAUUAUUUAUGAUUUAUUUUAUUUAGUUUAAUGUUAGAUUAAUGAUAAUUAUCAUGUUAUUAAAGUUUUGUUUCUCUAAAGUCCUCAUUUUUGUAUUUAUGGAGUAGUUUGCUGGUUAGGGUUUGGGUGAAAACCCAACCAUGAUUGAAUUGGGCAUUUGAGUUUGGAUUUAGAGAUUUGCGUGAUUAAAUUAUUGCUUGUUUAGCUCUUCUAAUCUAUAUUGCGUUCUCUUUGAUCACUUGAAUGUCGUAUUAGAUGGAGUUGAUUGAUUUAGGUUGGCAUGAGAGUGUGACCUAUUGAUUUCUACUAUUGACUUGGGUUACUUGAACCUCGGGAUAUGUUAGUAAUGGAUGAGAGUCCUUAUUAUUUGAUGUCUUUGAGGAUUUCUCCGCCUAUGAGAGUAGGAUGGGAGUUGUGUGUUGGGUCAAUAGCUAAUUCAAGUAGUGUUCAUGUAUUAUCUCUAUGUUUGAUAUUCUUAUGCCUAUUUCAUGAUUAGUUAGUGUUUAAUCCCAUCUCCUAACUUUAGUUAUCUCUGAUAUUUAGCUUCUUCGUAGUUCUUAGUUGGUUAUUGACAAUUUCCGACUUGAUUCCGGCCUAACUUAUUGUUUUAUCAAUACAUUUUGGUGUUCCUUAGUCCCUGUGGAUUUCGACCCUUACUUAUCACUUUACCUAGUUUAGUGAUUUAGUUAGGUUUUGUUUGAUUAGGAGGCUAGUGACGACCUAGUUUUUCCUUUAUCAAAAUGGCGCCGUUGCCGGGGACUUCGGCUAACAUUGAUUUGUGUUGAUUAGAUGAGUCUAGGCUAUUUGUGAAUAUUUCUCUUUUAUUUGUUCUAUUUGAUUUCAUUUUCUUUUCUUAAAAAAAAAAUUCGAAAAAUGGCAAUCUUUUCCCUUCCCCGAUAUGAAUAUGAAGUAUUUUGGAGGUACUAUUGGAGGCUUGGAGAUUCUCUUGGUUGUGACCAUAGUUUUGAAAAAUGGGAAAUAUGUGAUGUGAUGUUUGAGAGUCUAAAUGAAGAAACUAGAAAGAUGGUAGAGUCUAUGUCGAAUGGUGAUUUCCAUGCUCAAUCUUUGGAUGAGGCUUGGAGUUUAUUUGAAUGGUUGGCUAGAGAUACAUAUGAAUGGGAAAUGUCAAUGAAUGCUAAUCAAAAUCUUGAAAAUUUCUCUAGUUAUGAACCCGAGACUUGUAUUUCUCCCCCAUCUUCUUUUCAUUUGGAUGAAUUUGCUAAUGUUGCCCAUGCAUCUUAUGAAUUGUCUUCAAGCCCUUGCAUAAAUUCAUAUGAUCAAUCCUAUGCUACCAAUGACGAAUCUCAUAUGCUUGAUUAUGAAUCCCUUCCCCAAUUUGAUUCUCAAAAUGCUCCCCCAACUAUUGUUGAUCCCCUUUUGCAAUUAGAAAUUGAUUUGAAAUUGCUUAGGACAAAAUUGGGUUGCAAUGACGACAUUCUUGAGUUUAAUGAUGUUGAUUCGAGGGAUGUUAAAAAUGAAAAUCAAUUGGGAAAGAGUAGCCUAGAUCUUGAUGAUGGUUUUUGGAGUAGUGAUGGUGAGGAGUAUGCUCUUGAGGAGAAAAGGCCUAUUAUUGAGGAUAUUGUUGAAAAUGAGGAUGUUUAUAAGUCUAUUCAUUCUCUUUUUGAAUCUAAAGUGUCUACCUCUAAUGAAUUGGACCUUACUCUUCCUCCUUGUUCUUUAGAGUGCUUACCCUCUCCUACUAUCCCUUCUUGCUCGAGUGAAGAUCUUGGUCAAUUUGAGAGUGAGUUAUAUUUAGUGGUUGGUAAUGUUUUUGAGGAUUUAGAGGAUGGAAAAGAUGUUUGUAAGGAGUCAUUGGUCGAAAAAGCUUGUGAUUUGAAGACUUAUGAUAUAGGAGAAGUCAUUUGUGAAACCUUAGUUUCUAUUCCUUCGCCUUAUAUCCCAUUUUCAAAAAAGCUUGACCUACUUCCGUCCUUUCCCAUCUCUUUCCCUUAUUUAUCCAAAAUACCUCCAUUAAAUGAGCCACCUUCAUCUCUUCACUUUCAAGUGCCCCAUUUGAUUAAUUUUGAGGAAGAGAGUGAGAUUGCCACAAAAAAGAGGUUGUUGAGGAAACUUUGCCAUUUAUUUCUUCUCUUUAUUUUGAGUCUUCUUUUUCUUAUUUCUUUGUUUUUCCUUUUGAUCCUUCUUGUUUUUGGCAUAGCUUUCCUCGUUUGCACAAAGUUGCACUACAUCUUGUGCAUGCUUUUUAUUUAAGCAUUGCAUAUGUUAUGUCAAUGGAAAUGUGUGCUAGUGCGUUUGACAAACUCUUGCGAUCUUUGAAUUGCUAUUUACUAGAAAGGUCAAGCUUAGGACCUUAAAUAAGCCUUUCUCGGGAAGUAACCUGUGGUUUAUUGCUUUCAUUUUCUUUCUUUUAGUCUUUCUUAUUUUUAUUAUUUUUCUAUCCUUUUUCUUUAGGUAUAUAAAUGGAAUAGCAUCAUUCUCGGUAGCACGUGGAAAGCAAAUCAUGGUUUUGAAAAGUCGAUUAUAAGUGGGGAAAUUGGGUCAUUUGCAGGUCAUUCGACUAUUUGAUGGAUGUAAGGCCGACUUGGUUGUUUGUGAUGGUGCACCUGGUGGUUAGCUUAUUCCAUGACUCACAUGCAUAUAAGCUCUGUAAAUUGUGUUUUUUUAUAGCUUAAUAUAAUCUUAUCUUGUGGCUAAAGAGAAAUUGCUUUUGUAGUUACUUAUUGCAAUAUUAGGAUAACUAUAUUUCUGUUGUUUUCUUGAUGCAUAGUUACUGGACUUCAUGACAUGGACGAGUUUGUUCAAUCUCAUCUCAUACUGGCGGUUAGUGAUUUCCUUAUCAGCAUAUGCUCCAUAGUCAAAGACAAUAGUUACUACUAUAGAUGUAAUUUUUUAAGUUGGAUAUAUUAUAUGUAGACAUGCUUAUUCACCAGUACUCAUAUGUCCAUUGUAUACCAAGGAUGGUUGGAAGUGCUUAAGCUUGGUUUAUAUGUUUAUAAAUUUAAACAAGGAAAAAGGUCAAAUUUAGUGAGCUCUGAUUCUGAACUGUAUUUAUUAUCUCAAGUGAAGGUCAUGAAUGAUUUACAUAUCCUGUGUACGGCAUCAAAUCCUGGAUACAUCGUAUUGAAUGAGAGGAGUAUUCUAUGUUGCUUCUAUAAUACUCAUAUGCAUGCCAACUGCAUGUAGCUAUUGUGCCAAUUAUCAAAGAGCAUGUUCGUACAAUCAAAUAUGAAUUUAUAUAGUCUUCUUCUCUUGACAUUGACCUGCUUCAUUGCUUAAACUCAUGACAAAUAGAUCAAUACAACCAAGUGGAUGUUGUUCUGCACUUACUGCUUACAUGUAUGAUAAUCUUAUUAAUUCUAUAGCAUGUUUUCCCUAUUCAAAUUGGGCUCAGGGAGUAGAGGUAACUAUCAUCCCUUCUUAUUUUCUAUUACAUUUUGAUGAAUAUACAGGGAAUGAUGUUCCUUGUCAAAUAUUAACCACCAUUAUAUAUUUUGGAUUUGGUUUGUAUUAUUUAA
Molecule: messenger RNA, 4440 nt
Organism: Beta vulgaris subsp. vulgaris (sugar beet)
Lineage: Eukaryota; Viridiplantae; Streptophyta; Magnoliopsida; Caryophyllales; Amaranthaceae
Exons: 2
Coding region: 1838-3175 (445 amino acids)
Source: RefSeq, a predicted model, not a curated record